AUGUCUGGGAGAAACAAAGCAAAUGGCAGCGGUGGUGCUGGAAGAGUAAAACGCAAGCAGAUCCAAAGCGACGAUGGAUGGACAGUCAUCACGCAUGGUCUAUCCAAAGUCUCGCUGAGCGAGAAGAGCCAAGGUGCUACGGUUCUACCUACCCAAAUCGUCAAGGAUCUGACAGCCGAGAAGUUGCUCGGCGAUUUCAAGACGCUGCAGGAGCGAUGGGAAGAUACGGCGCUUGCAGCUCAGGUUAACGGGGUUAUCGAGGGGCGAGAGUGGGGGGUCGAAGAAGCAGUGUGUAUAGGUAUUGGCAGUUUUAGCAGGGAUUGGGCGCAUCGGUGGAGGAGUCUUUGGCAGCUUGUACUGUUUGAUCAUGUUGUUGGACGACUCAAAAAACUCAGCAAGAAGACUGAGAUCCAGUGCUAUGCUCAAGACCCGGCUUUUACACCUCUCGACACGGAAUUCCUCUCUCUCCUCUCUAUCACUACUCUGGAUUCCGGACUCGAAGCGAAAAUCAAGGCAAAGUCGUUCGUCUAUUCGCCGUUUGUGGAUUGGUUUUUGCUGCUUCCCACGUUUCUGGCUGAUAGAGAUCCCGUGCUGUAUAUUGGAAAUGAGAUUCUGGAUGAUUACAGCAUGUAUGCGCAGAGCGAGGAGAAGAAAGAGAAGUUACAGGAGUGUAACGAGGUGGGGAAGAAAUGGUUGGUGGGUAGGCAGGUGGUCAAGUUGUGUGAGUUUGAGAAGCACGGGAAUGCGUUGAAUGGGAUGGUUGUUUAUUUGAGAGUUACUGGGGAUGACGAUAAGGAUGGUGUUGAAGAUAAGGAGGAGAGAGUGAAGGAUGGUGAGGAAGAGAAGUAG
This is a messenger RNA of Bipolaris zeicola 26-R-13, 849 nucleotides long. RefSeq lists its product as uncharacterized. The record is from RefSeq and is a predicted model, not a curated record. The transcript is spliced from 2 exons. NCBI's taxonomy places the organism in Eukaryota, Fungi, Ascomycota, Dothideomycetes, Pleosporales, Pleosporaceae. The coding region runs from base 1 to 849 and encodes 282 amino acids.